AUGCCCAUCUUCACUGACGUUAUCACCGGUGAUGAGUUGUUCUCCGACGCAUUCCCCGUAAAAGAACACCGCUCGAUUGCUUAUGAAGUCGACUGUGAGAUGAUGGACCAAGAAGGGAUUGAUGUAGAUGCAGACCUGAACGGAGAAGGGGACUCUUCCCCCGAAGAGGACACCAAAGUAAGGGUCAACAACGUUGUUCAGGCCUUCCGUCUUCAACCCACCGUCUUCGACAAGAAGGUGAGAAAUUGUCUGAUGAUUUCACGGUCAUACUUCUCGUGCCUCAAGAGUUAUCUCACCCUUCUCAAAGCCCAUGUCGAGUCUACCAGCCCUGAGCGAGUUCCUACAUUCGAGAAGGAUUUUAAGGAGCUUGUCAAAACGAUUUCUGCCUACUUCAAGGACUUCGAAUUCUUCGUUCGAGAAAGCGACGACCCUGACGGAAUGGUUGCCUUGCUGUCAUCCACUCAUGAUCCGUACAAUGACUACCGCGCGAACGGUGUUACCCCCUUUUUCACUUUUUGGAGGGAUGAUCUCGCGCAAGUCAACAACUAA
This is a messenger RNA of Cryptococcus wingfieldii CBS 7118, 549 nucleotides long. RefSeq lists its product as hypothetical. NCBI's taxonomy places the organism in Eukaryota, Fungi, Basidiomycota, Tremellomycetes, Tremellales, Cryptococcaceae. Gene Ontology annotation, molecular function: calcium ion binding. Gene Ontology annotation, cellular component: cytoplasm. The record is from RefSeq and is a predicted model, not a curated record. The transcript is spliced from 6 exons. The coding region runs from base 1 to 549 and encodes 182 amino acids.